Messenger RNA from Monopterus albus (swamp eel), 4823 nucleotides. RefSeq names its product heart development protein with EGF-like domains 1 (gene heg1). The record is from RefSeq and is a predicted model, not a curated record. Lineage: Eukaryota; Metazoa; Chordata; Actinopteri; Synbranchiformes; Synbranchidae. The transcript is spliced from 14 exons. Gene Ontology annotation, biological process: heart development. Bases 517 to 3528 code for a protein of 1003 amino acids. Gene Ontology annotation, molecular function: calcium ion binding.
AGUUCACUUGAAGUUUUCAGUUAUGGAAUUUUUAAAUUCUGUAGCCUACCAAACUACAUAAUUUCUAAUUUUGCUCUUUAUUUCAGUGGUAAUGAUGGGCUACAUUGUGAUUCUGUGUCUGAUAAUUCUCCACUCUCUGGAGCACUGACUUCUCAGGGCUGGAAAAGGAACAUUUCCACUUUUUUUAACGGCAGGACUUCCGACAACACCUGAAAGCAGCAAAGGAAGUUAACUGGGUUGAAUAACGGGGACGUGUGUGCAUGUGCGUGUGCGUGUGCAGGAGGAGGAGCCCGAGCUCCUCCACCGUGAUAACAGCCCGCUGCUUCCACUCUGUUAUCUUCCGUUGUCCGCUGUCCGAGCUGCGGCUCUCCUCUGGACCGGAUCCAGGAUUUAUUUAUUUCUCAUGAAACUCCACUAAGAGCCGACGUGCUCCUCCCAUGGUGUCCAACGAAGACUCCCUGGCAUUCACGCGACUUUACGGAAACUAUCUGCGACCGUUUGGGGGUCUUGAAAAUCAUGGAAACGUGGUUCUGGAAUCACGUCCUCGGGUUGUCUCUGUCGGUCCUCCUGCUGGCUCUGCCGGGGCCCCUCGGGGCAGGGACCCCCAGUAACAACAGCACGGAUCCCAUAACAUCAGGAUUUUAUUAUUCAACAGCCACAGAUGAACCCAGUAGCACUGACAGUAAUGCAACUUCAUCUUUUCACUCCAGCGACAGUUUAUCACCCUCUCAGAGAAACCUUCUGCUCACACACACUGCUCCUGCUGGAAACUUCGACACUGAGCAGACACAAACCUUCACAGAAACAAGCAGCAGAUCAAUAGAAACCAUGAGUCUGUCUACUGCGCCACUCACCUCCACCCUUGUUGUAGCCACCACUGAGGCCAGCAGUAGCAGCAGCAGUGACUGGAAGGGCUUUAUGAACACAGACCAGGUACCAGAUGUCUCCCAUGCUGUGUCUCAGGAGGCCAGGCCUUCAGUGUUUACAGAGGACACCCGCCUGCCCCAGGACAGCCCAGGCACCACCUUCCAACUGGGGGAUACAACAGCCUUUGCAUCACAAACAGCCGUCCUCACUAACAGCACCUAUAUUUCCACCGUCGUCAGCCGAGCUGGGGAGAGGACUCUGCGGUCUGUCACUUCUUCAUCCAGCAACAGCACCACCUCUGUAUUUACAGAAGACUCCAACUACCAUCAGCCACCCUCUACCUGGGAUGUUCGUGCUAGGGCUACAGAGACUGAGGACUACACUCAUAGUGCACCAUCCACCAGGACAGACAGCGGGGACACAACAGACCAACACAUGACCCACUCCUUCAGCUGGAUGGCCUCAGAGACCGGAGGCCCAGCAGACCAGCACAUGACCCACUCCUUCAACAGGAUGGCUUCAGAGACCGGAGGCCCAGCAGAGUCCAGAGGAACCGAGAGUUUAACCGCAGCACAUAACGCCACCCAGCAUCAUCAGACCUCCACAUUAGAGGAGACCUCUGACUCGACACCACCUCUCAGUGUGACGGAGCCCAUCACUGGCCAAUAUGAAGUGUCGGUUUCUUCCACACCUCCUGUCACCUUAACUGCAGGAAGUCCAACCAACAUCUCAGGGACCAACCAGCAGGACUAUAAUGUUGGAACCUCCACCGAGUCUUUUGCUGCAGGCCACAGCUCCAGCACUCAGAUCCAGGAGGGCACUGAGGUUCUUUCAUACCAGACCAGAGAGGACAGUGUGGACUUGGGUCUGACCACAGCAUCCCCUACAGUCAGUAGCAGUACAUUUGAAAUUGAUGACUCUCUGACAGAGAGACCAGUGCUGGUUACUACAGGCAUCCUCACCACCACACCUGUGACCGUUACAGAAAGGUCACAGACAACUGAGCAAGAUAUUUUCAAACCUGGUGCCUCCACCACCACAACCACCCUUCCUCUACCCGCAACCUCGUCCUCCAGGUUUAGCAGCACCACUAGCAGCUCUACUCCAGAGUCACCUACCGAAGCCAGCAUCCCAUACACUACACCCUCUACCAUAACCUCCAUCUCCACCCCGGCCUUGCAGACCUCUGCAGCAUACCCAACUCAACGUGUGUCACCUAGCCAAACCCAGGGCCCCUCAGUAGGGACUGCUAACCCCACGACCGUCACCACUCUACAGAUAGAAACAAGCACAGGCACUCUGGGAGUUACCACAGCCCACAGCCCCUACAUCACCACCACCUACACCCACAGAACCCCAACCAGCAGUACAGAGGCUGUGCACACCACUGGGAAACAGACAGACAGGGAAACCACAGAGCCAGUGAUAACAACAUCACCCGCUGGCAUCCAAGCCACCAAAGCACCAUCACUACCAAGAAACCCCUGUGUGUCAAACCCCUGUAUGAACGGCGGGAUGUGUGUGAGCUAUAAAGGCCAUCACUUCACCUGUCACUGUCAGCAGGCAUGGACAGGGCCGACCUGCAACCAGGAUAUGGAUGAAUGUGAGAGAGACCCCUGUCCAGUUGGUUCCAGGUGUGUGAACACACGAGGCUCUUUCAGCUGUGAAUGUCCACUUGGCUUCGACCUCGAGGAUGGACGCACCUGCACCAGAGCAAAGACAUUUCUGGGAACAUUCCAUGUUAACAGGCAGCCACACGACCCUGUUAUCUUCAAGAGUGCCACCAUGCAUGAGAUUCAGAGAGAGAUUAUGCAGCUGCUCAAUGCCUCAUUGUCAGUCCUCCGAGGUUACAGCCGCUCUACUCUGAGUAAGAAAGAGGAGGACGGGGUUCGUAUCUUAGCUGUCAACAUGUUUUCCAUUUCUGCCGAUGUGACCAGUGCUGAGGUCUACAGCAGCAUCCAGAUGUCUCUCAGUAACUGCAGCUCCUCGUUGGCCCACUGCCGAAUGGUCCUGCACCACCAGAUCACUUAUCAUGCGGAGAGUCUAUGUGUGGCCCAGCAGACUCGGUGUGAUACAGAGCGUUCCACCUGCGCAGACGAAAAUGGCACAGCCUAUUGCCAGUGUCUUCAAGGCUACUACAAACACAAUCCCGAUGACUUGUCCUGCCUAGAAUGUGGUGAUGGCUACAAGCUAGAAAACGGUACCUGUGUCUCGUGUAUGUUUGGAUUUGGAGGAUUCAACUGUGGAAAUUUUUAUAAGCUGAUUGCAGUCGUGGUGUCACCUGCAGGGGGUGCCCUGCUCCUCAUCCUCAUUAUCGCUCUCAUUGUUACCUGCUGCAAGAAAGAUAAGAAUGACAUCAACAAGAUAAUCUUCAAGAGUGGAGACCUGCAGAUGUCCCCGUACGCAGACUUUCCCAAAAAUAACCGCAUUUCUAUGGAGUGGGGCAGAGAGACCAUAGAGAUGCAAGAGAACGGCAGCACCAAGAACCUGCUGCAGAUGUCUGAUAUUUACUAUUCUCCUGCGCUGCGCAAUUCAGACCUGGAGAGAAAUGGCCUAUACCCGUUCACGGGUCUGCCGGGCUCUCGCCACUCGUGCAUCUACCCCGCCCAGUGGAACCCCUCCUUCAUUAGUGAUGAUUCACGAAGAAGAGACUACUUCUAACUACCCCACCAUGUACACACACACACACCCUCAGUAACUUGCAGUCUCCUAUAAUGACAGAUGAAAUGUGUCAUGAUGGUUUUCUGUCACAGUGACAAUGCUAAAGUGUGAGCUGCACUGUUACUGAAAACCUAUGUGGCCAUCUGCACUUAGGGCUGCACAUUAAUCAUGUAAACGUGGUGCGUAUGUGUGCGUACUCAUGUUACUUAAGUACACAUUUUUGCAAGUAAAAUGUGUACUUGCAUGACCAUGCCAGUGUUUUAGCUCAUUUGCCUCGACUCACAUUUACUUUACACUGCUGCUGUAAUGUUAAAUAUUAUUUAAUGUGAUUUUCAUGCCUACCAGUCAGCCACAGCUUCUCAUUAGCUGUAUGUAUGAUGAAAAAACUAUUUGCACACCGUUGAAGCGUGCUGAAAGUAGAUAAUUCAUUACAGUAAACAUCAUAUCUGCUUUUCCUGUUGUCAUAAUUAUGUUGUCGCUGUCUGGUAAUGCAGUGCAGGUUUGCGUGAAAAAACAAAUGUACUGCAUUAGUGCACAGUAAUAAAUAGGACCAGAUAUGAUGUUCACUGUGUCCAUCCACUGUGCUCAUAGGAAUGAGCGUGACUUAUUGGCUGUCAGGAAUACAGGAAAACACAUUUAAAUAAAAUAAGGAAACAGCGGUGUGUAAACUAUAUUUGAUGUAUAGCAAAGAAUAUGCAACAAAGCUGAUACUGUAUGGUCCCCAAAGUGCUGAAAUGUGAUUAUGUGCAUGCCACUGCUCCAACUUGAUCAGAUUCUUCUUAGAUAACCAUCUGGACAAUAAAGUAUGAAUGGAGCAUUACAAUAAUAAACCACUGAAGGCUGAACAAAGUUUGGUUUUACAUCAACAGAAACUGAGGGACAACUUUAUAAUUUGAUGCCAACAAUUAUUUAUUCCCUUUAUGUCCUUGACCUGAACAAUGGACAUAUCAUACAUACACACUGACCGGCAUUAGAGGGUUAAACCUGUGUUUUUAUGUAUGUGUUUGGUUGAGAGCGUGAGAAAGUGUAUUUUAUGUAUUGAUAUUUGUGAGUUGUGUGUGUGUGUGUGUGUGUGUGUGCGUGUGUGUGUGUGUGUGUGUGUGUGUGAAGAGUCAUUUUGUAGACCAGAAGGAUCUUAGCUUUCAGAGAGUAUUUGAAUGUAAAGAUGUAUCAUAAUUAGUUUGCUGUUUCUGACAUUGUAUUAUUUUUUUGGACUGUUUUCAUUCUGUGUGUUUAUGUGCUCUGUUCUGGCGUUUUAGUCAGAUGUGCUUAUUUAAGUAAAAUAUUACACAGCA